Punctularia strigosozonata HHB-11173 SS5 is the source of this 872-nucleotide messenger RNA. RefSeq lists its product as uncharacterized. The coding region runs from base 70 to 657 and encodes 195 amino acids. The transcript has a single exon. The record is from RefSeq and is a predicted model, not a curated record. Lineage: Eukaryota; Fungi; Basidiomycota; Agaricomycetes; Corticiales; Punctulariaceae.
CUCACUCGCCCUCUCUCUCUCACUCCGUCCUAGUACUACUACACGUACCCUCCUCCGACGUACUCAACUAUGCGCGCGUUCACCAGGCAAAUUCCCCGCGCCUGCCCAACAAUCGCGCCCCGGGCGCGCUCCAUCCACUCCGCGUUCACAGUCCUGGGUAACGCGAACACGUACACCGCGCCGCCGCCCGGCCGGCCCGCCGUAUCCCCGCUCGAACAACACGGGCAACACAACUCGCCCCUCGACACCGUCUACGUCGUCUCGCGGCCCGAUCCCGCCGACGCGCCCUACGACGUCCCCCUCGGCGCCUUCCCCACCUCGGCGCCCUACGCCCACUUCACGCCCUCGGAAAAACCGGACGUCGUGCUCAAGGACGGGUACUCGUCCACGGCCGCGACGCCGCCCCACCCGACCCUCACCGCCGCCGCCCCGCAGAACGCCGCGGGCGUGGGCGAGUCCGCCGCCGUGCGCCACGCGACCGCGCCGGGGGAGCUCCACGAGCGCGGGGGGAGCCAUGGCGGGCUCGGCUUGAUGGACAAGAGCGGCACGAGCGCCGGCCAGGGCCAGCUCGCGGACAGGAAUCCGCCUCCCAUCCAAGACGUCGGUGAGAAGAUGGGCCGGCUUGGCGUGGACAACGCCUGGAAGGAGCGGAAGUGAGAGGAGCUCCGUUUCUUUUCUUUCGUAUCUCGCGCAGGCUUGUGGAGAAGGAGGUCUUGGUGGUUUCCGACGCGCAUAUAUGGUUGCAGGUACUCAUGAGUCGAGUUAUUGGUCGUCGCAUUGCAGCAGUCUCUUUUGCCCUUCUGUACAGUAUGUUAUCGUUAUGCUUGAACCUUAGACUUCGCUAGUGUCAUUGCAAUCAUCCGAUUUUGUUG